Molecule: messenger RNA, 1859 nt
Organism: Manis javanica (Malayan pangolin)
Lineage: Eukaryota; Metazoa; Chordata; Mammalia; Pholidota; Manidae
Gene: CCDC86
Product: coiled-coil domain containing 86
Cellular component (GO): nucleolus
Source: RefSeq, a predicted model, not a curated record
UUCUGACGUCAUAGGACAGCGUCGGUGGACUCCGAGGCGGCUGCGGAGGCUACACGUGGGUUGGGAUCUGGAAAUUUUCAGACCAGGCUAUGGAUACACCGCUGAGGCGCAGCCGGCGGCUGGAACGCCUAAAGCCUGAAUCCCCCGAGAGCCCCACCUCAGUGUCGCGGGCCAAUCUGGCCCUUGUGGAGCUCGAGUCAAAUACAGAAGAAACGAGGGAACCCGCGUCUCCUUGGAGUGUGAGGCAACCCGGCCUAGAGUUCCCCCGACGCCAAGCAGACGCAGGCCCCGGAUCACCUAGUCUGCUGCAGGGUGCAGGCUUGGGGUCCCCCAGAAGGGAGCCAGAGCCGGGCCCAGGGUACCCCCAGCUUCAGCAAUAUUCAGACCAGGAGUCUUCCCGAAGACAGCCGGAGUGGAGUCCAGAGUCCCCCCGGUGUCAGCCAAAGCCGUGUGGGGAGUCACCAAAGGUCUCCCAGAGCCGAAUAGAACAGGACUCGGAGUUGGCGCAGAGUGAGGAGCUGGCCCCGGGGUCCCCUCAACAUCAGCUGCAGCCGGGCCCCGGAUCCCCAGAGCCUUGCGCCGGUCAGCAAGCACCGGGUCCGGAGCCGUCGCGGCCACUACAGGAGUUGACACCUCAGCCACCCGACUCCCCUCAGAGUCAGCAGGAGCCAAGCAAACCACCUCCGGCCGGGGAAACGGUGAAAAGCGGCUUCGGAGCAAAGAAGAAAGAAAGUUCUUCAGCCCAGGCCCCUGCGUCCAAGAAGUUGAAGGAGGAGGUUCCUGAAAUCCCGAAGGGAAAGCCCAAGUCGGGCCGGGUGUGGAAGGACCGCUCCAAGAAGAGGUUCUCCCAAAUGGUUCAGGACAAGCCCCUGCGCACAUCCUGGCAGCGGAAGAUGAAGGACCGGCAGGAGAGGAAGCUGGCCAAGGACUUUGCCCGGCACCUGGAGGAGGAGAGGGAGAGGCUCCGGCAGGAGAAGAAACGGCACCGUGCCGAGAAUCUCAAACGCCGCCUAGAGAAUGAGCGCAAGGCAGAGGUCGUCCAGGUGAUCCGAAACCCUGCCAAGCUCAAGCGGGCAAAGAAGAAGCAGCUUCGCUCCAUUGAGAAGCGGGAUACCCUGGCCCUGCUGCAGAAGCAGCCACCCCAGAGUCCAGCAGCCCAGAUCUGAGCUCAGGACAGCCCAGAGGCCUUCUGUGGCCAAACACCAUAUCUGACACUGCAGGCCACUGGUUACACUCCGUGGCUCUAAAAUAGGGGCCCCACCCCAGGCAGGACUCUGGGCUUUGGAGGGCUCUUGGGCAGCUGGCAGGUCCCAGAGGGAGCCUGCAACCUGGAGAGACUGGGGGAGGGAAGAGGCUCCGCAACCCCUCUCUCCUUCCCUCUCCUCCAAGUGCCUUCAAACCAAGAGUAAAUUCUUCUGGUUCCUUAGAGAAGUGGCCACUGGAGGGUGACUCCCCAAAAUGGGUGUUUUCUGUCUCAAGGUCCUGGGCCCAACCCCGGCCAGGAGGCUAGCAGUCAGCAAUCAGUUCCCUCCACACCUUCCCAAAGGCCACUUUGGGUUCUCUGCACCCCGCUGACCCUGUCACCCAGCAAACCCAACUCCACUACACUUCUCAACACUGAAGAUUAAGGUGGGGAGGUUGCAAGAAGCAAGGCUUCUCCCUAGCUCCCUCUUUCUGUACCAGACUGUGCAGAAGCCCCAAAGAGCUGAUUAAUUCAUGCCUUCCAUUCUAUGAGAAAAAUAUUUAUUUACACCUGCUGUGUACAGGCAAAAUUCUAGGUACCAGGGAAUACAGACCAAAGUCUCUGCCCUCAAGGAGCUUUCAUUCUGGUGGAGAAAACAAUAAACAAGUAAAAUAUA